Molecule: messenger RNA, 8644 nt
Organism: Lingula anatina
Lineage: Eukaryota; Metazoa; Brachiopoda; Lingulata; Lingulida; Lingulidae
Product: zinc finger C3H1 domain-containing protein-like
Biological process (GO): RNA processing
Cellular component (GO): nucleus; exosome (RNase complex)
Molecular function (GO): protein binding
Source: RefSeq, a predicted model, not a curated record
CUCAUUAUACUAACAGAAUUAACGUUAAUCGAGAUACGAACAUACUUAGCGUCUCUUGUAAGCCGCCUGGCGGUGUUAAACAGCGCAUGAGGUCGCCAUCUUCUUCUAGGAGCAGUAUUGAAGAAAUUAAAAAAUGCUAUUAUAUGAUAAAUUAUAAAGAAAAAGAGGGAUAUAUGGAAGUGGAAGAAGAUGUAAGUGGGCGCGAGGAAGGAGAAUUAUCAGACGAUGGAGAAAUAAAAGGAGAUUCUGAAGAAGAGGGCGAAGCAAAAGAUGACCCAAAUCAAGAAGUGAACAUUCCAGGACUUGACCUAGUGAACAGACCCGAAGACGCCGUAGAUAUCCCAGGCUUAGACCUGGUGAAUAAACGAACGCCUACGAGGUCGAGAACCAGGCAGGCCAGCAGCAGAAUACUUGAAAAAUACCGUCAUGGAAAAAACUCUAAAACAACUCCCCGUCAACAAUCUCGAAGGCCAGUAUCCCCUCCCUCGCUUCCAUCUCCGUCCAGCCAUUUCUGGGCCAGACCCCCUGUGAGUAGGUCACUAUCCCCAACAUUUCAUGGUCCCAUUAAUCAUCACAAUGAACCCCAUCAUCAGCCCCCCUCCCGCAUACCCCACCGCCCCCCUCACUAUUCAUCCCCGCCAAGGUACCACCCCUGGGGAAUGGAGAGAGACCCCAUGGCAGCAGCUCAAGACUGGAGGAGAAAUUCUGGUUCAAGAGACACCAAUAGGCCUGUUAGAGAAAGGCAUCGUAGUAAUGGGCGUCAAUCCAAACCAAGACCAACAUCUGGAGAUAAACCCAUAGAUAAAAGUGAUGGAGAUUAUAAUGAACUGCUUCUGAGGUAUAAAUUGGUUCAAAAACAACUGGAUGUAUUAAGGAAGGAAGAUGAGCAGGCAUCAAAAUUGCUUGGUGGAGAAGAUACAGGAUCAAAAAAGAGAGAAAUAGAUGAACUUGACACAGUUACGUCUACUGCACAUACUGAAAAUGGGCAACCAGGGAGUGAAGACCAAACUCCAGACCCUGGAGCCAAGCUAAAGUCUGAAGAGGAAGAUGUUGAUGAGCUUGAAUUAAGACUACUUGCACUAGCAUCAGCAGCCAAAAAUUUAGAUAAAAAGCCUGUUCUCCAAAAGAAAGCAGAAGAUGAACCACAGAAAUCUCAAGACCAAAAGCAGCCAAGGAGGGGGAGGCAAGAAGCACUUAGAAAACCUGAACCUUACAGAAGACAGGAUGUGCAUAGAAAACAAAGUAACAGAAGAGGUCCCUCUCGACGAUAUGCCAGACAGUCCUUGGAGAGAACAAAAAGACCAACGCGCAGGUCAUCUGAACGAGAAAGACAAAAAGAAUGGGAGAGGCAAAGAGAAAGAGGAGAGCAUAGAUUUGAUGACCAAUCAGAACGCCCUCGUUUGAUUGCCUCGGUCCUGUCAAUUGAUGACCCAGAGGAGCAGUACAGAAGAUUCAUGAAGAUGGUUGCAAAUGACAGGAACACAACAACAAGUGGUAACUCCAGGAGUCAGAGCAAGUCUCCGAGACACCAAGGAGUGAGCAGUGAUAGGACUGGAGAUUGGUCACAUGACCCAAGAGAAGCGGAAAACGAUGCUCCUCUAGUACUACUGGACAAUUAUGAAGAGGUGGAAAUGGAAAUAGACAGUAAUGAAGGCUCGCCAGCCAUUUUUACCGAAGAUUUGGGUCCUCAAUUUGGUUUUGAAGAUUUGUACCUACCGAUGGAAGCUCCGCUACCAUCAGGAGGUGCUGGUACAGUUUAUCCCCCUCCACCGCCCCCACCACCUGAGGAACCACCCCCUCUGCCUGAGGAGGACCCAGAAGAAGAUGAAGAGGAGGCAGAACUCAGAGCAAUGUUGUUACAGGGUAUUAUAAAUAAGAGGAAACAAGUGGACAGGCCAGAGCCAGAGCAAAUGUCAGAACCCAGCAGCAGAAAUGAGUCCCCUGUACCAGUUCUCCACAAACCUAAGUACCCACCCAGGCCAAAGCGCGUCAUGCAUAAGCCUUUAGUGAUCAACUUGGGCGGAGACUCCAGUGAUAGUGAGCAUGAAGACAAGGGAGCUACAAACCUGCUGGGAGGCCUGGAUUUCUUCCUCAAACAAGCAAGACAAUCCGUAGAGACUCCAAAACCAGCAGCACAACAAAAGCAUAGCCCCACUACUCCCGAAGCUAUGGUUGGGAUGCCAGAGGACAAGAAGAGGGAAUAUAAGGAACUAAAGGAAAAGCUGAUUAAAAAAGAAAAAGAGAAACUUUCACAAACCUCCAAGUUAAACCAAGAAUCAGGAAUUUCCAAAGCUUCUAAUGAUGGUGCUGCAAAACAAAAUGUCAAAAAAUUAGAGGUGUCACAAACUGAUGCAGUUUCUGUGAAAGCUGUUCCAACACUAGAUGGUGUUGCUAAUCCCGAGGCAAGAGAAGCCAGUGUUAGAUCUGAUGAAUUAGAAGGACUGGAAGUGAAAUACCAAAAAUGCUCUGAGAAGAUAGUAAUACAGAGGCAAGGUAUAACUAAAGAUAAACAAACACUGAAGACAAUCCAAGUGCAUUUGGAUAAACGUACAGUUGCCCUACAAACUGCAGAGGAAAAGAUUCAGAAACUUCAAGAGCAGCUGGCAGCUGCUGAGAAGAUUGCAAUAACUCAUCGUAACAACAUCGAAAAACUUAACAAGCAGUCCAAUUUAAUACAAACCAGAAUAAAAAGAAGAAGUGCUAUCUUAAACGAAACAGAAAAAGAAGCAGCGGAUUUAGAGGCAAUUUUAAAGAAAAACACAAUUACAGACAAUAUUGCUGUAAAUUCUGUAAAAAGGAAGGCCAAUUCAAUAGACGUGCAAACAGUAAAGAAACCAAAGACAGUGGCAACAGAGCAAGCAAUUGCAAAGGAAACUGUGAUAACAACAGAACAUUCAGAAAGGAAAAUGGACAACAGAGGGAAACAAAAAUUGACCAAAGAGCAACUUCAGCGAUUAGAGCAAGAAUACAGAAUAAAAAUUGAAAUGCUUAAGAGGACUCAUUUAGAGAACUCUGUAAAAUCAAAAGAGCAAGACAAAAGGACUAAAGAACACAGGAUCAAGUUCAACACAAGAAGAGCAAGAACUAAACCCAUUGCUCAGCCAAAUUUAGAAAAUAUUGAAAAGUUGACUGUCGGCCAGGAAAAAGAAAAGCCUGCAAAUGAUUUACAACCUAAAAUCAGGAGGAAAUCUUUCUUGGAUUUGAAUAUCAGCAUGAAGCCAAAUCUUGAAUUAACAAAUUUAGAGCAAGGUGUGGGUUCUGUUGCUACAUCAAAACCAGUUGGUAAUGACAAUGAUAAUGAGAUUAGUUCUGGAUCUGCAGCUAAAAUCUCAACUAAUACCAAUGUGCAGCAGAAAGUGGCAGAUAGAACAGAGGGACAAUCACAGUUUACAAUGCCAACUGGCAGCCAGCUGGAGAAUUUGUGUAGAUUACAGAAGGAGAAAGUAGAUAAGUUCGCUGUUGAUGAAUUUUCCACCAAGAACAUACACUAUGAUCUUACAGAAGGUUUUUGGUCAAGGUUGCAAGAGAUUCCGGGAUUGUCAUUUGAAAUGGAGAAAAGCACUGAUUCUGUAUGCGAUAUUUUCUCUAGUCAAUGUAAUCAGUACUGCAGUCCACUGCUGAACUUUAGAUCUUACAGGUUCAGUCCAUAUUUUCGUCAAAAGAGUGGUCACUGCUUGACAACUGCCACAUUUGCCCACAAGCUAGAGCCAAAGAAGGCACUGUGUAGGUUUGAUCUAAAGGGAACGUGCAAUGAGGAAUGUCCAUGGCAGCAUGAAAGUGACCAUGUUAUGACAGCAAGUGAACAGCUGAUAGACAUUAUAUCCUAUUGCCCAUCUGUAGCUGGGGUAGCUGAUAAUGCAUCAGCAGAGGAGUGUGAGAGAAUUAUCAGUUCUUGGGUUGAUAACUUCAAGAAGCAACAUGAAAGCAAGAUGAAUCAAGAAGAAAUGUGCCUUUUAUUGGUUGACAAAGUCAAUGAAAAGACAGGGCAUUCUCCCCCUUGUACUGUAUUCACUGAGCCUAGGAAGUGGAAGCCCACUGCAAUUUGCAGAACUCCACCGUCCCAAGAAUUAAAACCAAAGGAAACUAAAGUAUUAAUGGAUCUUCACAGUUCAGUGUCGCCAGUGGACACAGAUGACAUAAUAAGUGAGCAGGACAUACGCUAUUUCAUGCUGAGCAGUCAUGACAUCCAGGACAUGGAGUCGGCUGUGUUGGAGACCCCUCAUGAUACUCAGCUGUGGAUUAAGCUAGCAUAUAAGAAGAUGAGGGACCACAGAAGUGACAGUCCAACAGACAAAGGACUAGAACAUGCACUAAAUGUCCUAGCUCGUGGCCUGGAGGCUAACAAACACAGCAGUGACCUGUGGCAACAUUACUUAAACCUGCACAAAAAGCUGGGUCAGUUCCAGGAGACAUUAGACAUGUGUGAGCAGGCAGUGAAACUGGCUCCAUCUUAUGAAUUAUGGUGGAUGUACUUAACCCUGACCAAGCCGUUCAGCAAGAAGGAAACUAUUUGUCAACAGAUUCUUGCAUAUCUCCAAGCUGUGCACCAUAUGCCACAGGCACAAAUCUCACACCAGAUUCUGGAAAUAAUGCUCUACCAAGUUUCUCUUAACAUCCAGAGUGGGAGAUACAAGUCUGGAUUGAAAAUAAUACAGAAUGUCCUUAAGCCUGAAGUAGGUGGCAUCAGUCCCCUGUGUAGAUGUAUGGUACCCCAGGACCGCGUGCUCACAUGGCUAGCAUACUUAAACUUACUAGAGACACAGAGCCUGCCUCAGUGUAUGUUUGAUCCUGCUAAUAAUAACCCCGGGAGAAUCGUCAACAAGGAACCGUUUAUUGUUCCAUGGAAAAGCAAAAGACCCAAAGGCAGCAAAGACAAUCCAAUCCAGAAUUUCUCUCUGGCUUUUAAACAGUGUUCACAGAGUAAACUUGGCACAGAAAUAAACAUUGCCAAUUGUAUGCCACUGUAUAGAAACCUUGUAGCUUUAGAGGUGGCUAAAGGAAGAUAUGAGCCAGCCAAGGGGGUGUGCCGUAAGCUGCUGUCUUCCAGCCCAAGCAAUACAGAUUUAUGGUUGUGUCUAGCUGACAUCUGUAAGAGACAGAAGAAAGUGGAAGAAGUCAGAGCGGUGCUAUCUGAAGCAAAGUCAAAAGUUGCAGGGCCCAAGGCCUCGGUAUUAUAUCAUGCAGCUGCCAGCUUUGAACUCACACAGGUAAUUCUCUUGUUGAAUGACAGUCCAACAGACAAAGGACUAGAACUUGCACUAAAUGUCCUAGCUCGUGGCCUGGAGGCUAACAAACACAGCACUGACCUGUGGCAACAUUACUUAAACCUGCACAAAAAGCUGGGUCAGUUCCAGGAGACAUUAGACAUGUGUGAGCAGGCAGUGAAACUGGCUCCAUCUUAUGAAUUAUGGUGGAUGUACUUAACCCUGACCAAGCCGUUCAGCAAGAAGGAAACUAUUUGUCAACAGAUUCUUGCAUAUCUCCAAGCUGUGCGCCAUAUGCCACAGGCACAAAUCUCACACCAGAUUCUGGAAAUAAUGCUCUACCAAGUUUCUCUUAACAUCCAGAGUGGGAGAUACAAGUCUGGAUUGAAAAUAAUACAGAAUGUCCUUAAGCCUGAAGUAGGUGGCAUCAGUCCCCUGUGUAGAUGUAUGGUACCCCAGGACCGCGUGCUUACAUGGCUAGCAUACUUAAACUUACUAGAGACACAGAGCUUGCCUCAGUGUAUGUUUGAUCCUGCUAAUAAUAACCCCGGGAGAAUCGUCAACAAGGAACCGUUUAUUGUUCCAUGGAAAAGCAAAAGACCCAAAGGCAGCAAAGACAAUCCAAUCCAGAAUUUCUCUCUGGCUUUUAAACAGUGUUCACAGAGUAAACUUGGCACAGAAAUAAACAUUGCCAAUUGUAUGCCACUGUAUAGAAACCUUGUAGCUUUAGAGGUGGCUAAAGGAAGAUAUGAACCAGCCAAGGGGGUGUGCCGUAAGCUGCUGUCUUCCAGCCCAAGCAAUACAGAUUUAUGGUUGUGUCUAGCUGACAUCUGUAAAAGACAGAAGAAAGUGGAAGAAGUCAGAGCGGUGCUAUCUGAAGCAAAGUCAAAAGUUGCAGGGCCCAAGGCCUCGGUAUUAUAUCAUGCAGCUGUCAGCUUUGAACUCACACAGGGUGAUGCAGACAGUGCCUUAGAGGAGUUAGAGAGAUGUGUUAUUGACCUAUUUGAUGUUGAUAUCAAUAAUUCCAAGAUAUGUGAUCCCAACUUGCUCUACUGCAAAGUCCUGGGCCAAAGUCUGCCUCUCACCUAUAAAGAACCACAGUACAAAGAAGGUGUUAGUGCUGAGGAUGUCAGAAAACACAUGUUGUAUAUGUGGCUGAAUUACAGCACAUUGCUCCAUCUCCAAGGGGAUGAUGCCCAGGCUGUGGAAGUGUACGAGACAGCUCUGUAUAGUGUGAAGUCUGUGGAGGAUGUUAGGGCAGUUUGGGUCAGCUAUCUUAGACACAAGUUCCAGGUUGCUCUCACCAAAGGAAAGAGUUCUGAGGUGUCCGUGUUGCGUGAUUUAAACCGUCGGUGCCUUCAGACUACACCAGUAUCUUUCCCUUUGCCAUUCUGUCCUUCCAAACACUGGAAUAACUACACAUUCCACAACCAGGUGGUGGACCUUUACCUUCAGUCCCUCACAAAGGAUCAAAUAGGGCCAGCAUUUCGGCAUUUCCUGAAAAUGAUGCCUGGGAAUGUGGAACUAGUUGUAAAGUCAGUGCAAUACUUUCAUGAAGAUGGAGAUGACCCUGCCAUUUUGAGCUUGUGCUAUCCAGCAUUGUAUGAUCUGCCUGCCUGUACAAGACUUUGGAAAAUUGCUAUUAAUCUGCUGCUGAAGCAGGGAAAAGUGAAAGAGGUUCACAAAGCAUACCAGAAGGCAGUUGGAAGUCUCCAGUACACCGUGUCUUUAUGGAAAGAUUUCAUCCUGUUUGCCAUCAGUCAACAAGCAGCAGAGGUUGUAACCAAGUUGAUAGAGGAGUGCAACCGUUUAGAAGUGAACAUUGCUCCCUUUGUUGCCACUAUACUCAAACUUUCUUGAAGCCCAAGAACCAGUUGUAAUAUUAGAGCCCUGUCAAUGAUUAGAUUAUUGUCCUUUUACAUUAAAUAUAGCCCAUUAAAUUUUAUUUAUUUUUAAAUUCUUCUGAAAUGGUGUAAACAGGUCAGAGAUAUUUCAACUUUUAAGUGAAUAUUAAGAGUUGCAAAUUGCUUGUUAAAGAAAAUCUUUUUUUUUUUUUAACGUUUGGCAGCAUGGACUUAUUAUCCUGCAAAUCUGAAUUUUGACCUGAAAAUUUAAAACAUUUGAAGGCUGGGAAGAUCUAAUAAUAAUAAAAAAGUAACUUUUUAUCACAAACUUGCAGGCCAAACCACACAGUUGUUGGUCUUGUGCUCCCUGGCAAAGUGUGAAAAUGAACUAAUAUUGAAAGAAAAUAUUCAGUAUGACAGAACUGAAAACCUAUCACACUGCCCUUCGGUAAUGUUUAUGGUAUCCUUGGCAACAGCAUGAUAACACCAGCAGUGAAGAAUGCCCAUACAACCUGGAGAGAUUGGAAUGAUUACUGCGCAGUAAGUAUGGUGAACAAAACCAGAUGGAAGUUCUGUUCAAACCCUCUCUGGUGUAUAUACAUAUAUGUGUAUGCUGAGACAGAUUGGUGAUGGAAAAAUCAAUGAGCUGAAAGUGCUUGUGCGAUUUGAGCCUCCACCAAAUCAACCAGGAAAUCAAUUAUUCUGUAUACAAGAGCAGUGUAAAUAAGCUUGUAAUUAAAUCGAAUAUGAAACCUCAUUCCUUAUGGAUUAUUUCUCAGCAAAUCUGAACAACCAGGUACUUCAUUUGCGACACAUAUGUUACACAUUUCUGUAAACUGCAAAAUUCAUUGCGAUUUUGAAAGUAGUAGGGAAUUCAUGAUAGUCCCAGUUACUUGUGACUAUCAGAAACUGCUUACAGAUUGAAUCUUCCAUCUGAAUUUGUUCAUGUAUAUCUGCUUGGAGAUAUAUAACUAAAAAUGGUAUUAAUAAGCACAAGUGACAUUGUUUUGUUUUGCAUAACUAUGUAUAAUCUAGAUUUUUUGUUGAUAAUGGCAGUAUUGUGUCUUUGUUGUUGUUGUUGUUGUGCUAACUUGAGUUGAGAUUCCAGCCAGCAAACAAGAUGUUGGUCUACUUAAUAAUGGUGGUGUACUCCAGAACAGUUUAUUGAGCUGGAAAGUUUGAUACAGUAACAAAUUGAUGCACUCUACAGCUGCUUGCGGAUCUUGUGCUCUACUGCACCGGAGUUUAAUGCUUCACUUCCUGUAUUUCUACAAGAAUUGUUCACUGAUGAUUUGAUAUACUGAGACCUCCAGUGCACUAUGGAACAUUGUGCCUGUAAGCAGACGUUGCUUGGCAUCGUUUUGAGUCACACCUGAGGAAAACUACAGACCUGUUAAAAUUUACUUAAGAAACAUCUCAUGAGUGCUUAUCAGAACGACGUAGUUAACAGUAGACAGAUAUAUUUAUCAUGUACUGGUAUUUCUCAUAUUUCCUGUUGUAGUUUAUGAAAACUUGAUUGAAGCUGCUUCAGGGCUUCUGAAUUUUUAUGAAAUUUUGGCUUCUUGUUUUGAGAGACAAAUAUGAAGCAAAAUUUUA